Molecule: messenger RNA, 1251 nt
Organism: Ordospora colligata OC4
Lineage: Eukaryota; Fungi; Microsporidia; Ordosporidae
Exons: 1
Coding region: 1-1251 (416 amino acids)
Source: RefSeq, a predicted model, not a curated record
AUGUAUAGUAAGCCAAAGACGAAAAAAGGCAGCAUUGCAAAAAGUAAUAAUCAGAAACUAAACAAAUAUGAUGAUGAGAUAACUAAAUUGAUUGGAAUUCAUUAUCAUAAUGAAUUCCUUUGUAAAAGACUAGAUAUGCUUGAAGAAUGGAUAAAUACAGGGCAGGUAUUUCUACCGGAGAUUUUUGAACUGAUGAGUAAAUAUCAUGAUAAUAAUUCCUUUGGUUCUGUUGAAAAUUUUAAAAGCUUGGUUCAAAAAACAAUUGAUUGUUUAGAUCAAUAUUUCACUCUCAAGAUCAAGAUUCGUAAGUACAUCGAGGAUGUUGAGGGAAAAAAUGUUUGUGAGAUCACAAACAUUCGUGAUGAUCUACGCACUAUGCUAAAUUCAUAUAAAACAUCUAAGGAGGAAAAGAAACGGAUUAACCAGUUGAAUAAUGAAUGCGAGAAGUUCUGCAAGCCAUUCUUUACUGUGCCUACUGCUGUAAAGAUGAUGGAAUGGAUACUUGUAUGCAUGGUAAUUAUUCUACUGAUUGCAUCUUAUGUGCUAUCCAGUGUAUUUGAGAUGGAUGUCUAUGAGAUUGUGUAUGUUAAGUAUGCAGUUGAGGUGAUUUGUUCAUUGAUACCUCUUGCAGCUAGUGCAUGGAUGAUAUACAGAAUCAACAGAUGCAUGCACAACGGAAUAGAUACAAGGGCGGCACUCGUGAAGAUAAUUCCAUUGGUGAUAAGUGGAAUGUUAACGAUGGUUUAUGUAGUGAAUAGUGUGAUGAAGAGAUAUGUGUUUGAUGUAAGCAGUGUAAUGAUAAUGUUUGGGAUGGCGUUGAUGAGUGUAGUGAUGAUGAGAUACAUUGUGAAUGAGAAAUUAUCGAUUGUGGACUGGAUUGUGAAUGUUGUUGCGCUUACACUGGCGAUAUCUUCACAGAUAGACAGGAUAGUUCAUGCUGAGGACAAUGGGGUGAUUAAUGAGAAGCUGAUGAAGAUGGUGAUAGUUAUUGUAGCGAUGCUUGUGCUCUUGUGGAAUUUGUUGCUGAAGAAGGUGAUUAUGGGAGAUAAUUUUAAUAGAAAAAAAAAUCUUAAUAUGAAUGAUCGAGAUGAACCGAAACGAAGGGAAAGUCUGAUGAAGAGUUUGUUGAAUUACCUACUGGUGGUGAUGAUGGCAGCAAUGAUAGUUAUUGAGACAGGGAAUGAUUUUGUAGCGGCACAAAUCAGGAAGUACAUGAAUGCAACGAAUGUAAAUGAUGUAUCAGUGGUAUAA